UCCGAAAUGGCUGACUUUAACCUGUUCGCAAACAUCUCUAAAGUGGGACCCUUUGAGGGGCCACAGUACCACCUGGCACCAAAGUGGGCCUUUUACCUACAGGCAGCAUUCAUGGGCUUUGUGUUCUUUGUUGGAACCCCUCUCAACGCAGUCGUGCUCUUCGUAACAUUGAAGUACAAGAAGCUGAGGCAGCCGCUAAAUUACAUUUUGGUCAACAUAUGUUUUGCAGGCUUCGUUUUUGCCACAUUCUCCGUGAGUCAAGUGUUUGUGGCCAGCUUACGAGGAUACUAUUUCCUUGGUUACACAUUGUGUGCCCUGGAGGCAGCAAUGGGUUCAGUUGCAGGACUGGUGACAGGAUGGUCCUUGGCAGUCUUAGCUUUUGAGAGAUAUGUAGUUAUCUGCAAACCCUUCGGCAGCUUCAAAUUUGGGAACAACCAGGCUCUGGGGGCUGUUGCCUUCACCUGGGUCAUGGGUGCUGGAUGUGCAUCCCCUCCAUUCUUUGGCUGGAGCAGAUACAUCCCAGAGGGCCUGGGCUGCUCCUGUGGACCUGACUGGUACUCAAAGAGUGAAGAGUUCAACUCAGAGUCUUACACCUAUUUCCUCAUAAUAACCUGCUUCAUGAUGCCUGUGACCAUUAUCACCUUCUCAUACUCUCAGCUAUUGGCUGCUCUUCGUGCUGUGGCAGCUCAACAGGCUGAAUCUGCUUCCACUCAGAAGGCAGAGAAAGAGGUGUCCAGGAUGGUUAUUGUGAUGGUUGGCUCAUUCAUUUUGUGCUACGCUCCAUAUGCCAUUACUGCAAUGUACUUUGCCAAUGCUGCAGAUGAGAAUAAGGACUAUAGGUUGGUCACCGUCCCAGCUUUCUUCUCCAAGAGUUCCUGUGUGUACAAUCCCCUCAUCUAUGCCUUCAUGAACAAACAGUUCAAUGCCUGUAUCAUGGAGACUGUGUUUGGGAAGAAGAUUGAGGAAUCAUCAGAGGUGUCCUCCAAAACCGAGACCUCCUCUGUUGCUGCAUAA
This is a messenger RNA of Chanos chanos (milkfish), 1014 nucleotides long. RefSeq names its product opsin 1 (cone pigments), short-wave-sensitive 1 (gene opn1sw1). NCBI's taxonomy places the organism in Eukaryota, Metazoa, Chordata, Actinopteri, Gonorynchiformes, Chanidae. Gene Ontology annotation, biological process: G protein-coupled receptor signaling pathway; visual perception; phototransduction. The transcript is spliced from 5 exons. Gene Ontology annotation, cellular component: membrane. The record is from RefSeq and is a predicted model, not a curated record. Gene Ontology annotation, molecular function: G protein-coupled receptor activity. The coding region runs from base 7 to 1014 and encodes 335 amino acids.